This is a messenger RNA of Lagopus leucura (white-tailed ptarmigan), 2188 nucleotides long. RefSeq names its product endoplasmic reticulum membrane sensor NFE2L1-like. The transcript has 3 exons. The record is from RefSeq and is a predicted model, not a curated record. Gene Ontology annotation, cellular component: nucleus. Gene Ontology annotation, molecular function: RNA polymerase II cis-regulatory region sequence-specific DNA binding; DNA-binding transcription factor activity, RNA polymerase II-specific. The coding region runs from base 158 to 736 and encodes 192 amino acids. NCBI's taxonomy places the organism in Eukaryota, Metazoa, Chordata, Aves, Galliformes, Phasianidae. Gene Ontology annotation, biological process: regulation of transcription by RNA polymerase II.
GGCGGGGCUGGGAGCGAUCGGCGGCGGCGAGCGGCUCCCGGAAAGGUCCCGAAACGCGGCUCGGCAACUUCGGAUCUGCCCCGUACGGAGCUCCGCGGAGAACGUAGGGGAGCGGGACGGGCCGUCCCGUGCGCUGCAUGUGGGCACCGCGGGCAAAAUGCUUUCUCUGAAGAAAUACUUCACGGAAGGCCUCAUCCAGUUCACCAUCCUGCUCAGCCUGAUCGGCGUUCGCGUGGACGUGGACACCUACCUGAACUCCCAGCUCCCCCCUCUCCGGGAGAUCAUUCUUGGCCAGAGCUCUGCGUACACCCAGACCCAAUUUCACAACCUACGCAACACCUUGGACGGGUAUGGCAUCCACCCAAAGAGCGUAGACCUGGACUAUUACUUCACUGCUCGCAGGCUGCUGAACCAGGUGAGGGCACUGGACAGAUUUCAAGUGCCCAGCACUGAAGUCAGUGCCUGGUUGGUGCACCGUGACCCCGACGGCUCCGUGUCCGGCACCCAGCCCAGCGCCGGCAUCGCCCUCGAAAACGGCGGUGCUCUGCAGGAUGGCAACGGUCCUGAUGGUGCUGUGAGGGAGAACGGGGCUGAGCAGGGCUUUGGAGAAGAGCUGGAGGACCUGGGAGCUGUGGCUGCCCCAGUGAACGGGGACCUGACCAAAGAGGUAGGCGGCUCCUUCUUUAUGUCUUGCCUUGGGGGGUGGCCUGGCUUUGGCUUCUUUGCUGGCUGUUGAUGUGAGUUUGGUGUUUUGCGUGUGCUGUGUGAUGAGCACGUGGCCAUGGGAAUGGCGUGGGGCCGAAGCACAGCGUGCUCCUGAACGCUUGCUAUACGCUCAGGGUGCUUUUCCACUUUUGUUUGCUGUAUUCUUGGUUGGAAAGUGAUACCGAAAGGUGAGGAAGGGGCCUGGGGUCGGCAUUUCAGCACGUGCACAAAGCUUUGUGUUGUGAAACCCGUCAAAUAACGCUGGGAAAUAAACACAGGCAUUGGGUAACAGCCUCAUCCCAGGUGUCAGCGGGGUGGUUGGGUUACUUGGCUCUGGAGUUCAUCCAGCUGAGACGUUUAUAGCUUGGUUUUCAUCAGAGAGGGGUGGGGAGAGGUGAACUGGAAAGUGGUUUAUUUUUUCUGUCUGUCUGAGCAUAACCUUUCAGAUGUUGUGAUGCAAUCGGUCCCUGCUAGGAGCUCCUCUUUUUUUUUUUUUUUCCUUUCCUUUUUGGCACUGGUCUCUUUGUCACGACCUGUUCAGCCUCAAUAUCUCCCCAGCCACGCGUGGGUGUUGGUGCUGCUUGGCUCUGUUGGGCAUUCCCAGCGUUGCUGCUGUUGUCUCGUGUUCUGAACUCGGUGAGGAGCCGCGUUGGGAUGCAGCCCAUUGCUCCCCAUCCCCUGUGGGCACCUCGAGCUUUGUCACAUGGUUUUAGCACAGCAGGAGGCAGGAAACCACGGAAGGAGAGCAUUUGAACACGUGCAGGCAGGAGGGACGGUGGCGGUGGUCGCUUUGGGUCGAGCUUUGCUGCGGUUGAGCAGCGCUGCUGUAGGAUGUGUGAGUGUGGAGGAGUCGCUGAGGCAAUGGGAGGAACUGGCAGCGCGGCGCCAACGUUCACAUGUCUGGCUCUUGGCCUGAUAACUGAGAGGUAAUUCCUGUGUGUGGAAAGAGGGAGGACUUUGACUUGCUUCCUGUAAGGCCACGUGUGUGGCCGUUCCCUCCCAGCUGCUCCUUGGCCGUGCUGUCCCCAUGUUGGAGCACUCGGGCUCUGCCCACCUCCCACCCCCAUUCCCUGCCUGCUGCCCCACAGCCCGGCUCGGAGGGCAGCCCCCAGUGGCACCGUGAGGAAACCCCACAGACUGUAGGGAUGGUGCUGCCCACAACUGCUUAUUUUUGGUGUCUUUGUCUGGAACCUUCACUCCCUGCUCGCCUGCAGGCUCGGUGCUGGCUGCAGAGCUGGAGCUUUCCUCCCGCGGGGUUGCAAACUCAGGGUUUGUGCUUUUGCUCGACUCCCCCGUGGCUUUAACGCACUGCAGGCGUCUGGGGCAGGAUGCGACCUUGUGCAGGGAGCAAGGCUGCCUUCCCGAUUCUAGAAGCUGGCACGGUGCGGCGCUAUGUGGGCGCUGAGCUGAAGGUGGGGCUCCUUUUGCCCCAGCAACUCCCGGUGGUGGCCGAUCCCCAGGACGAGGACCGGCGGCAGCAGGG